Vidua macroura (Pin-tailed whydah) is the source of this 4123-nucleotide messenger RNA. RefSeq names its product RALY heterogeneous nuclear ribonucleoprotein (gene RALY). The transcript is spliced from 10 exons. The record is from RefSeq and is a predicted model, not a curated record. NCBI's taxonomy places the organism in Eukaryota, Metazoa, Chordata, Aves, Passeriformes, Viduidae. Gene Ontology annotation, cellular component: nucleus. Gene Ontology annotation, molecular function: RNA binding. The coding region runs from base 2565 to 3746 and encodes 393 amino acids.
AACUCAGGGAAUCUGAGGCAUAGCCAGACUCUGCUGGCAGUGGGACUCUGGAACAGCUCUGGAACAGCUCCCCACCACAUGGGUGCUCUGGCGGGCUCCCAGUGCCUCCUCCUCCGGAGAUGGGGCACUCUGCCUGUGCAUAGCCCCGUGCUGACUUCUUCCAGGGCCUUCUGAAUUUCCCAGUCUGCAGCCUCAAGGACACCCAUCCAGGAUUGGAGGGACAGAUCCUCUGGGAAGGCACAGCCAGCGGAGCUGGGCCAUGCCCUGGAGCUCCUCCUCACCUGUGGGAUCUCAGCAAAAUUGCUCUGUGUGGUUCUUCAGCCUCAGAGCGGUGUGUGACUGUUCAGGGCAGACCAAGGGACUUGGAUCAGCAGAUCCUCAGAUCUGCAGGCUGGAGGUCCCCAUCCACUUCUCCCUGGGUUAAGGCUGGUAAGGAGCAUCUUCAGUGGUUCCUGACACGGAAUCGCACCGCACCCCAGUGCCUUGGUGCUGGGAAGGCUUUGGUGUGGUCUCCUACGUUCUCCUGGCAUACCAAGUCAGCACCUCACAGUGCAGAUGGGUGGCUUUGUAAAGGCUGGAUGGGCCCUGGGCUCCAGGGGGAUUAGGGAUGGGUUGGGCUCUACCUGGGUGCCAGUUACAAGGGGCAAGACCCCUCAGGGGUCUUUCCUGGGACAUGUCCUAAUAGCCAUAGCAGUGACCUGAGAAAUGCACCCCCAAAACAAGACCCUCAAUGUCCCUUCCAACCUGAGCUCUCCUGGGAUCUUGUAGCUCCCCAAUCCUCUUCCCAAACCUGCUGCAGGUUUGCUCUGUAGCUGCAGCUUUUUUAUUCUUAUGACAGACUCUCAUGGAGAUCAGGUCUUGAUCUCCACAAUCACCACUACAUCAUUAUCCGUCCCAGGAGGGGGACACCCCCCAAAAUAAUCACCUAAAUAUUUUUUAAAAAUAAAAAUGACAAAACAUUACCCAGGAUCUCUGCUGAGGAAUGUCACAGGGGAAGAAAAACUCUUUUUGUGAUCAAGAGACUGAACUUCAAAACACCCAAACUGCACAUCUCUGCGGGGCACCUUUCUGCAGGGUUAUUAAUAAGAAAUAAUUGUUUUAAAUGCAGAAAAGCCUGUGUACUUUCUAUUCCCUUCCAAAAGCCCUGCAACGCUUGUCCUUAAUGAAUAAUGAAAGAUGCUUUUGUAUUGCUUCCCACCCAUAGACUUUCAAGUGAUUGUUAAGCAAUAAUAAAUAGGACUCUAAAGAAAUCAGGGCUUGAUGAAAACUUAAUUCUGGACUAAUAAGAGAAGCACCUGCUGUUGCACAAGUUUAUAGAUGUUCCUGGGGCUUUGGUGGGUGGAGAAUUUUGGUGAAAGCUCUGAAUGUUCCAGCCCCGGGAAAAUACCACUAAAUGAUUCUGAAAUGUUGUUGUGUAGCUCCAAGGGAAUUAGAAUUUGGAAGGAAACCAGGAGAUGCCAUGGCCUGAACAGGCACUUUGAUGCCCUGAUCACAGCACUGCUGUGAUGCCCUCUGUGAUCUCACUCUGAGGGGGCAUUUAUCAUGGAAAGGCAAACCCAAAGAGGACAUUGUUCUUUGAGGAGAGAGGGGCAGCAACAUCCCGUGUCAGACUGGGGGAAUUGGAUUUCAUGGGAAAACAAUGUACUCCACCAGGAAGCUGAUGUGUCAUUCAGCCCUGCCAAGGGAAAGCACAUGGUGCAGGUGAAAAACUGAAGGGAUAUCAUGGAAUAAUGGAAUGGGUUGGGUUGGAAGAGACCUUAAAGGCCAUCUCAUCCUACCCCCUACCAUGGACAGGGACACCUUCCAUCAUCCCAGGUUGCUCCAAGCCCUGUCCAACCUGGCCUUGGGCACUGCCAGGGAUCCAGGGGCAGCCACAGCUUCUCUGGGCACCCUGUGCCAGGACCUGCCCACUCUCACAGGGAAGGAUUUAUUCCUGAUAUCCAAUCUAAUCCUGACAGAGGGCAGCUCUGUCAGCCACGAGUUGCCCAAUAAAAAUUAAGCUGAAAAAGGCAGUUAGUUGCUCUCAUUUGGGUUGGUAGGUACCGAGUUCUUGCCUGCAGCUCACAGCCAGAGACGUCUUGAUGUUGACAGGAGAGUUCACCUUACUGAGGGGUCUUUACCCGACCUUCAGAGGUAUCUUCUGAACACCUCAACACUCCCACCAGUCCCAUCAGGACUGGUUGGAAUCAGGACUCAGCAGUGUGUUGGGUAGUUUUGUGUAACUGAUCACUUAAAUACCACUAUAAUUCUGUUGGGAUCAGUGGGGAAAACUUACGGAGGAUUUGCCUUGAUUGUCAAUUAAUUAUUUGUGCUGUUGCACUAUCCCAGGCAUGUAACAGGAAUAAAUUUCUUGACUGAAAGGGUUGUCCAGCCCUGGCACAGCUGCCCAGGGGGAUUUAAAAGCUGUGAGGAUGUGGCACUUGGGGACACAGGUUAGUGGCGAGCUUGGCAGCGCUGGGAUAAUGGCUGGACUUGAUGGCAAUUCUGUGAUUUAUGCCUCUGUGAUGCCUCGCUGCUGCUGGUGAGCUCUUGCCCUUCCGUAACACGCUGUGGAGAGCAGCUGCAUGAAAUUAUUUGCAUUGAUGUCACCUGAAGCCCGCUGCCGUGAGCUGGGAGCACACAGCGGGAGCUGUGGAACCCGUGUGCCACCUCCAAGCGACGCCGCUCCCUGCACAGCUCCGCGUGUGCCCGUCCCUCUAGCGCCGGGGCUCUCAGCCUGGCCUUCCCACGCCUCUAGACAGCGGCGAAAUGCCGGACGUUCAUUUCGGUCAGGAAACAUCAUUUUCCCAAGAGAACCGUUUUCUGCCCGGGUGAAGAAGCACAGAGAGGAGCUGCGCCUGCUCCCGCUGCGGGCACGGGGACAGCGACAGAGCCCAAGUGCCCAGCCAGCCCUGGCAUCCAAGAUGUCCUUGAAGGUGCAGACCAGCAACAUCACCAACAAGAAUGACCCCAAGUCCAUCAACUCGCGGGUGUUCAUCGGCAACCUCAACACGGCGGUGGUCAAGAAGUCAGAUGUGGAGACCAUCUUCUCCAAGUACGGGCGCGUGGUCGGCUGCUCCGUGCACAAGGGCUACGCCUUCGUGCAGUACUCCAACGAGCGGCACGCGCGCGCCGCCGUGCUGGGCGAGAACGGCCGCGUGCUGGCCGGCCAGAGCCUGGACAUCAACAUGGCCGGGGAGCCCAAACCCAACAGACCCAAAGGGCUGAAGAGAGCAGCCUCUGCCUUGUACAGUGGCUACGACUUCGACUAUGACUAUUACAGAGACGACUUCUACGACAGGAUCUUCGAGUACCGGGGCCGGGUGUCGCCGGUGCCGCGGGUGGUGCCGGUGAAGCGGCCGCGCGUCACCAUCCCCCUGGUGCGGCGCGUCAAGGCCUCGCUGCCCGUCAAGCUCUUCGCCAGGUCGGCCGCCAUCGCCAACAGCUCGGCCAAGCUCAAGUUGAAGAGCAGCGAGCUGCAGACAAUCAAAACAGAGCUGACACAGAUCAAAUCCAACAUUGAUGCUCUCCUGGGCCGGCUGGAGCAGAUUGCUGAGGAACAGAAACUGUCUGCAGAGGCCCGGAAGAAGGUGGAGAGCAGCAAGAACGAGGUGUCCCAGGAGGACACGGCCUCCGAGGCCGAGGCCACCGUGGAGGAGCCGCUCAACGGGGACGAGGGCGAGGAGGAGGGGCUGGCACGGGAGGAGUGUGAAGAUGAACUGGAGAACAGCCAUUACACAGACGUGGAGGAUGCCAGGCUACAGUAACCAGCUGUGAGCAACAGUGUGAGGAAAGCACGAAGCUAAACCCUGUCCUGGCACGUUGAGCAAGGCGAGCUGAAUGGAAGUGCUGCUGUCAUCUCUACCUGGCAUUCAAAGGAGAAACAUGGCCCGACAUCUUCCAUCCAUCUGUAAAGCAAAGGCAAAGAAAACUCAUCCUCCCAGCAGAUCCCCACUACCCCUGCAAUGGAUUUGGAGCUCUGCAGCCAGCAGAGGAGGCAGGAGCCAGACCUGCACAACCCAGAGCCACCACAGAGACCAGGAGAGCAGGUGUGUGCCCAGGGCAGCCAGAGGUGUUCUAGAGCUGCUUGCAGGAGAGCAGAGAGAGCUCAGCCCAGCCCAAUAAAGACAUUUUUCCUGUGCGA